AUGAAAGUGCUUCAGUUUGCAGAAAGCAACAGAAUCAAGUUGGAUUGGUACAGAUGCCAUUCAGAGAAUAAUUCUGGUAAUGGUAAUCUGCUGACGAAAUGUUUCGACUUGAACGAUAUUGAACCAAGAUUUUGCCACUUGAAUUUUAACGAGAAUGAUAUUACAAUAAUUGGUUAUUAUUGUUGA
This is a messenger RNA of Clunio marinus, 186 nucleotides long. NCBI's taxonomy places the organism in Eukaryota, Metazoa, Arthropoda, Insecta, Diptera, Chironomidae. The record is from the annotation of a GenBank genome assembly.